CCCUAAUCAUGCGUGAUGCGUGUAGUCAGCUCGUCCUCGCUCGCCGAACGCUGGCCAUGUGCCAUCUGAUUGGGAGACGAGACGAUGGAGGUCGCGACGGCAGCGAAGGCGCCGUCGUCCCGGCUCGCUCGGAGCCUGGCUGCUGCAGCGCCUUGUUACAAAGGGGUGUCCGUCUUCUUCGCCGCGGUAGUCGCCGGCGCUCUCGUCUCCGCCUGCUGGAUGUCUGUCAGCGCCAGAGUCACUCCGAUCACUCCUGCCGCCACUCCAGGCAUAGCACGCAACGCUGCAACGGGGCCGGAGGCGCCAGCGCCGGGUCGGCCACGGUCCACUGGCGUCGGCGCGAGCACGAACCAAACGCCGUCCGCGGGGGCGGCCAGUUCCGCGCCACCGCCUCGGGAGGUGCCGGACUGCCCCGCCUACUUCCGGUGGAUCCACGAGGACCUGCGGCCGUGGCGCGGCACGGGGGUCACGCGCGGCGCGGUGGAGGGCGCGCGCCGGUUCGCGCCCAGGCUCCGCGUCGCCGUGGUCGCGGGCCGCCUGUACGUGGCGCGCUACGGCCGGCGGCGGUGCUUCCAGACGCGGGCCGCGUUCACGCAGUGGGGCAUCCUGCAGCUGCUCCGCCGCUACCCCGGCCGCGUCCCGGACCUCGACCUCAUGUUCGACUGUGAGGACCUGCCCGUCGUCGGCGCUGGCGAACGCCACGGGGCCCAGCCCCAGCCUCCUCCUCCUCCGCUGUUCCGGUACUGCGGCAGUGAGGCCACGCUGGACAUCGCGUUUCCUGACUGGUCGUUCUGGGGUUGGCCGGAGCUCAACAUAAAGCCAUGGGAAGCGCUGCAAAGGGAGAUAAACGAAGCGAACGCCGUGGUGAACUGGACGGACAGGGCGCCGUACGCGUACUGGAAGGGGAACCCCAAGGUGGGCGCCGAACGCCUGCUCCUCCUCCGGUGCAACGCGUCCGGCGAGCGUGACUGGAACGCGCGGGUAUACGCGCAGGACUGGGGAGAGGAGGUGCGGCACGGAUUCAGGGGGUCGGACCUGUCCAAGCAGUGCACGCACAGGUACAGGAUCUACAUCGAAGGGCGGGGGUGGUCGGUGAGCGAGAAGUACAUCCUGGCGUGCGAGUCGGUGGCGCUCAUGGUGCGGCCGAGGUUCCACGACUUCUUCUCGCGGGGGCUGUCGCCGCUGCGCCACUACUGGCCCGUCCGCGGCGACCGCGGCAUGUGCCGGUCCAUCAAGCACGCCGUGGACUGGGGGAACGCUCACGCGGACAGGGCGCAGGAGAUGGCAGGGAACGCGAGCAGGUUCAUCCGGGAGGAGCUGACGAUGGACCGCGUCUACGACUACAUGUUCCACCUCCUGACAGAGUACGCCAGGCUGCUGCGGUACAGGCCCGCGGUGCCGCGCGGCGCCGCGGAGGUCACCGUCGAGUCCAUGAUCCGGGGGAGGCGGGGGCUGGAGAGGCAGUUCAUGGUGGACACGCUUGCGGCCAGUGCGAGUGGCGAUGGCCCCUGCAGGCUGAAGCCGGCUUACAGUCCCGAGGAACUGCAGGCGCUGCGGAGAGCGAGAGCGGAUGCGGUGAGGCAAGUGGAGGCGUGGGAGAUCUGACGUUGACACGCGUAGAGACUAGAGGAAUUUGGACAAAGGAAUAUACGGCGAAUUUGUAUCCGAAUUAUUUAUUUUUGACACUUUUGUGUCCUUGGCUAUGGUUGUUAAAUCAAAAGGCCUGAACUUGACUGUUGACACUUUGUUUGCUUC
This is a messenger RNA of Zea mays, 1755 nucleotides long. Its product is annotated as downstream target of AGL15 2. NCBI's taxonomy places the organism in Eukaryota, Viridiplantae, Streptophyta, Magnoliopsida, Poales, Poaceae. The transcript is spliced from 6 exons. Bases 85 to 1605 code for a protein of 506 amino acids. The record is from RefSeq and is a predicted model, not a curated record.